CCAGAUAGCUUAAACUUAUUGUUUUCUUGAUCAAUUUUUAGUCUAACUGAAAGUUCUCUCUUUCAGAUACCUGCUCAAAAUCAAAAAAUUACUGCUCAUACUUGGUGACUAAGGGAAUUACUAAGACUCCUUUCUUGCUUAUUUCUGAGUAUUGUCUGAACUAUUCCUGACACUAUGAAUGCUAUUUGGAUGCUUCUUAAGUCUGUUCUCUGGGGAGGCAGUAAGGGGCCGUGGAGCUGGCCUCGGCACCGGGAGAGGCUGGACUUCCUGUCUCUCUGUGCUGAAUGGCUGCGAUGGCGCCCGCUCUCACUGACGCAGCAGCUGAAGCACACCACAUCCGAUUCAAACUGGCUCCCCCAUCCUCCACCUUGUCCCCUGGCAGUGCCGAAAAUAACGGCAACGCCAACAUCCUUAUUGCUGCCAACGGAACCAAAAGAAAAGCCAUUGCUGCAGAGGAUCCUAGCCUAGACUUCCGAAAUAAUCCUACCAAGGAAGACUUGGGAAAGCUGCAACCACUGGUGGCAACUUAUCUCUGCUCUGAUGUAACAUCUGUUCCCUCAAAGGAGUCUUUGAAAUUGCAAGGGGUCUUCAGCAAGCAGACAGUCCUUAAAUCUCAUCCUCUCUUAUCUCAGUCCUAUGAACUCCGAGCUGAGCUGUUGGGGAGACAGCCAGUUUUGGAGUUUUCCUUAGAAAAUCUUAGAAACAUGAAUACAAGUGGUCAGACAGCUCUGCCACAAGCACCUGUAAAUGGGUUGGCUAAGAAAUUGACUAAAAGUUCAACACAUUCUGAUCAUGACAAUUCCAGUUCCCUCAAUGGGGGAAAACGAGCUCUCACUUCAUCUGUUGUUCAGGGGAGUGAAGUGGGAGGAUCUGAAUCUGGGGACUUGAAGGGGGGUAUGACCAAUUGCACUCUUCCACAUAGAAGCCUUGAUGUAGAACACACAACUAUAUAUAGCAAUAAUAGCACUGCAAACAAAUCUGUCAAUUCCAUGGAACAACCAGCACUUCAAGGAAGCAGUAGGUUAUCACCUGGUACAGACUCUAGCUCUAACUUGGGAGGUGCCAAGUUAGAGGGUAAAAAGUCUCCCCUGUCUUCCAUUCUCCUCAGUGCUUUAGAUUCCGACACAAGGAUAACAGCUUUAUUGCGGCGACAGGCAGACAUCGAGAGCCGUGCCCGCAGGUUACAGAAGCGCUUACAGGUUGUGCAAGCCAAGCAGGUGGAGAGGCACAUACAACAUCAGCUGGGUGGAUUUUUAGAGAAGACUUUGAGCAAACUGCCAAACUUGGAAUCCUUGAGACCCCGGAGCCAAUUGAUGCUGACUCGGAAGGCUGAGGCUGCCUUGAGAAAAGCUGCCAGUGAGACCACCACUUCAGAGGGACUUAGCAACUUCCUGAAAAGUGAUUCGAUUUCAGAGGAAUUGGAGAGAUUUACAGCUAGUGGCAUAGCCAACUUGAGGUGCAGUGAACAAGCAUUUGAUUCUGAUGUCACGGACAGUAGUUCAGGAGGAGAGUCUGAUAUUGAAGAGGAAGAACUGACCAGAGCUGAUCCUGAACAGCGUCAUGUACCCCUGAGACGCAGGUCAGAAUGGAGAUGGGCUGCAGACCGAGCAGCUAUUGUCAGCCGCUGGAACUGGCUUCAGGCUCAUGUUUCUGACUUGGAAUAUCGAAUUCGGCAGCAAACAGACAUUUACAAACAGAUACGUGCUAAUAAGGGAUUAAUAGUUCUUGGGGAGGCACCUUCCCCAGAGCACACAACGACAGACUCAUUUCUUCCACUUAGUUCUGAGGUGAAGACAGAUCAUGGGACUGAUAAGUUGAUUGAAACUGUUUCUCAGCCACUAGAAAACCAUGGUGCCCCCGUUGGUCAUAUUUCUGAGUCAUUGUCUACCAAAUCGUGUGGAGCACUAAGACCCGUUAAUGGAGUUAUUAAUACUCUACAGCCUGUCUUGGCAGACCACAUUCCAGGUGACAGCUCUGAUGCUGAGGAACAAUUACAUAAAAAGCAACGACUGAAUCUAGUUUCUUCUUCAUCUGAUGGCACCUGUGUGGCAGCCCGAACACGUCCUGUACUGAGCUGUAAGAAACGGAGGCUUGUUCGACCCAACAGCAUCAUUCAUCUUUCCAAGAAGGUUCAUCGGAAUAGCACAAUCCGCUCUGCGUGUGAUGUGAAUCCCUCCUGCGCAUUGUGUGGUUCAGGCAGUGUUAACACUGUGCCUCCUGAAAUUCACUAUGAAGCCCCUCUGUUGGAACGUCUCUCCCAGUUGGACUCUUGUGUUCACCCUGUUCUAGCAUUUCCAGAUGAUGUUCCCACAAGCCUGCACUUCCAGAGCAUGCUGAAAUCUCAGUGGCAGAACAAACCUUUUGACAAAAUCAAACCUCCCAAAAAGUUUUCACUAAAACACAGAGCACCCAUACCAGGCAAUCUGUCAGAUCCAUCUCGUAGAGACAGGCACAAGUUGGUCAACUCCUUCCUAACCACAGCCAAGCUGUCCCAUCACCAAACCCGGCCUGACAGGACCCACAGGCAGCACUUAGACGAUGUGGGGGCCGUGCCCAUGGUGGAACGAGUGACAGCGCCAAAAGCAGAGCGCUUGCUCAACCCACCGCCACCCGUGCAUGACCCAAACCACAGCAAAAUGAGAUUGCGAGACCAUUCAUCUGAGAGAAGUGAAGUGUUAAAGCAUCACACAGACACAAGCAGUUCAAACUACUUGGCAGCCUCUCAGCAUCCACCGCACAGUCCCUUGGUGCGACAGCUCUCCACCUCAUCAGACUCCUCCGCACCCACCAGCUCUGGCUCACAGGUUACAUCCAACACAUCUCAGCCAGUGAGGAGGAGAAGGGGAGAGAGCUCAUUUGAUAUUAACAACAUAGUCAUCCCAAUGUCUGUUGCUGCAACAACCCGUGUAGAGAAACUACAAUACAAGGAAAUCCUGACACCCAGUUGGCGAGAGGUUGAUCUUCAGUCUCUGAAGGGAAGUCCUGAUGAGGAGAACGAGGAGAUUGAGGACCUAUCAGAUGCAGCAUUUGCCGCCCUGCAUGCCAAAUGUGAGGAGAUGGAGAGAGCACGGUGGCUGUGGACCACAAGUGUGCCACCCCAGCGGCGGGGCAGCAGGUCUUACAGGUCAUCAGACGGCCGGACAACCCCCCAGCUGGGCAGUGCCAACCCCUCCACCCCCCAGCCUGCCUCCCCUGAUGUCAGUAGUAGCCAUUCUUUGUCGGAGUUUUCCCAUGGUCAGUCUCCUAGGAGCCCCAUUAGCCCGGAACUGCACUCAGCUCCCCUCACACCUGUGGCUCGGGACACUCCACGACAUUUAGCCAGUGAAGAUACCCGUUGUUCCACGCCAGAGCUGGGGCUGGAUGAACAGUCUGUCCAGCCAUGGGAGCGGCGCACCUUUCCCCUGGCAUACAGUCCCCAGGCAGAGUGUGAGGACCAGCUGGAUGCACAGGAACGCGCAGCCCGCUGUACUCGGCGUACCUCAGGCAGCAAGACUGGCCGGGAGACAGAGGUGGCACCCACCUCACCUCCUGUUGUCCCCCUUAAGAGUCGGCAUUUGGCGGCAACAGUCACAGCUCAGCGCCCAACUCACAGAUGAGCGGGAGACAAGAAUCUAAACAGACUAACUAUUGGCAUUAAAGCUUCAGAAAUCUCUGCGUUUGAUAUUCAAACAUCAUAUGCUGGAAAUUUUCACAGUUUUUAGUGAAUUUAAGGAAUUUAGAUCCUACUUUGGUUAUUUUUUUCCUUGUUUUAAUUUUCGUUUUGUUUUUGUUUCCAUGUUUUCUUGUCACACACACCUGAGCACUUCCUCCAGUUGGCAAACAGAAGUUCAGGAUAAGACCCUUCUGGCCUAGUCCUGGCGCUUCCUCUGCACUGUUGAAUCACUGGACUUAACUGAUGUUAUAGAUGAGCAUCCCUCCCUUACACCUGUGGACAGGGUGGGACAGCUGCCUGGGCAGAGAGAAUAGGGAGCUCCAGUUCAGCAUUGCCUUCUUUAGUGAGGGUAGGACAGAGCAAGCUCUGGGCUCUUACCCUCUCCCCUGCCAUCUGUGGCUUGGCUCAGCCCUGGCCCUCCUGGCUAGGUCCCCCUUGGUUUUCUGUGCUGGAGCCCCCUCAUUAGAGCCUCUUUGCCAUAACUGCCUGGUGCUCUCAUUGAGCUCUCAGCAGGUAGAGUGGCUUCCCCUGUCACCUAGAUCUUGGAAACCUAUUUCAUUUUCAUCUGCAUUUGGUCAUGUCUGUCUUGACUCCUUAACUGCAGUAACCUGGCUGAGGCUGCUCAGGUUCCCCUAACCCAGGCCUAGCACACAGCCACACAUGCCAGCCCUUCCUCUCGGAAUGGUAUUACUGCCUAUCUUGACCUAUGAAGGUGGGAUUAGGACUACUUAACCUCUGCUCUCACCCUGCUGCAAACCAGGGGAUCUGGGAAGUGAGCAGCCAGCUCCCCUGUGUAAUGUUGUUUUCACUGACUAAUUCACUCUGUCAUGUUUCCCUCACAUCCAGGUUCCUGUCAGUGUCAGUUAGACUCUUCCUCUUUCACGUUCCCCUUGCCUGUGGAACAUGUCUGGUCCUAGCUGUGGUUUCCAUCAUUCCCCCAUCACCCUUCUUUGUUAACCUUGUGCCUGUCUCAUGUAUAAUCACAUCACCAAAAAGGGGGAGGGGGGAAAGGACUUUUUUUUUGCCAUUUUGUAAUCGUAUAAAAAUAGUAGACAAACUGCUUAAUGGUUGGGGUUUUUUCACAAUUUUCAACAUUAGUGAUUUUUUUCUUUUUUGGGUUCUGUUUGCAAGUUAAAGGGUUUGUCAUUGUUUCUUUAAAAAACAAUAAUGCACCAUAUCCCUAUGCAUAAAGUGCUUCUUCUAUUUAUAAGGUUGAAAAUUCUGAAUAACCCUUUUAGCAUUGUAAAAAAAAGAAAAAAACAAAAAUUGAAAAAAAAAACUUGUAUUUUGUAAAUAUUUUCUUUUCCUGCUUUGAGCUGUGUAAUGGCAGCGAAACACGUAGCUGUCUUUGUUCUAUAGAAAUGCUUUUCUUCAGAGAAGCUGAUCUUUGUUAAUGUCUUGAUUCUGUUCGCAAAGCACAGACUAGUGCUUAAAAAAAAGGAAAGAAAAAUUGAAAAAAAUAAUAAAAAAAAAAGAGUUACAGAA
Otolemur garnettii (small-eared galago) is the source of this 5137-nucleotide messenger RNA. It is a transcript of the gene KANSL1, whose product is annotated as KAT8 regulatory NSL complex subunit 1. The transcript has 15 exons. Gene Ontology annotation, cellular component: NSL complex. Gene Ontology annotation, molecular function: histone acetyltransferase binding. The record is from RefSeq and is a predicted model, not a curated record. NCBI's taxonomy places the organism in Eukaryota, Metazoa, Chordata, Mammalia, Primates, Galagidae. Bases 285 to 3596 code for a protein of 1103 amino acids.